AUGUGGCACAAUUCAGAAUCAGUUUUGCCUGUUACAGAGCGAAAACGCCCUGCUUCUGAAGAAGAUCGCGCCAUUUCUCCGCCGCCAUUGAAGCGCAGAGCCCAGGCUGCUAUCUCAACGAAGGACAUCUAUCGCAAGCCGCGACCUGGCAUGUGGAACGAAAUGAAGGAGGACUAUGAUUUAUCAGACUCCGAUAUUGACUUUGAGAAUAGUAUUUUCGUUGGAGAUGCCGGUGGCCGAAUUGUUGAUGCCAAGGGUCCCGGUUCUUCUCAGAGAGAUUUCAGUUGCUCGGAUCGAAACUUUGCCCACAACGUCGGCAUCAAAUUUCAAACCCCAGAGGAAUUCUUCUUGGGAGCACAACCUCGCCAAUUUUCUCGUGAACUUGACUUAGCGGACUUUCCUUUCACCAGGACGGGCCGACAUGAUGUUGUGGUGGAGAAGAAGAAUGACAAGGAUAUCAUCUUGCUAGUCGGCCCUCCUGGAGCUGGCAAGAGCACAUUUUACUGGAAACACCUUAAACCUCUAGGUUACGAAAGAAUCAACCAGGAUCUCCUUAAGAGCAAAGACAAGUGCUUGAAAGCAGCCGCAGAAUCCCUACAAGGAGGAGACUCUGUUGUUGUUGACAACACAAACCCCGAUUCGGAAACUCGGGCACAGUGGGUUGCUUUAGCGCGCAAGCAUGGAGUGCCCAUCCGAUGUGUCUGGUUGAAGACCCCGCUCCCUCUGUGCGAACAUAAUGAUGCCGUUCGUGCGUUCAACAAACAAUUAAACCCCGAAAACCGUCAAAGUCUUCCCAAGCUUGCUUUUAACAGUUUUGUAUCGCGGUUUAAAGAGCCAACUAUUGCUGAAGGCUUUCAAGAAGUCAUCCCGAUCGAGUUCCGGUUUCAAGGCACAGAAGAAGAGUACAAAGUUUGGAGUCGGUACUGGGUGUGA
Molecule: messenger RNA, 933 nt
Organism: Thermochaetoides thermophila DSM 1495
Lineage: Eukaryota; Fungi; Ascomycota; Sordariomycetes; Sordariales; Chaetomiaceae
Exons: 5
Coding region: 1-933 (310 amino acids)
Biological process (GO): DNA repair
Molecular function (GO): double-stranded DNA binding; ATP-dependent polydeoxyribonucleotide 5'-hydroxyl-kinase activity; polynucleotide 3'-phosphatase activity
Source: RefSeq, a predicted model, not a curated record